CCGAAGAUGAAGGCAAUGGACAAGCUCAUGGUCUUCGAACAAGGCACACUGCCUUGCCGAGUACCAACGCUUGACAUCCGUCCCAGACAUUCAAAUGGGCUUCAAGGCCAUUAAACACUACUUCAUCUCGAGGUCGUGUCCGGCGUUGGGCAAUGCCUUGACUCAUGUCGAGGAUACUUUGACAACACCGGCGGAGCUCUUCGACAAGGCUGCGCAGAUCAUUAUCACGAACGAGGAGGCCAAGAAUCUCCUGUGUUCGUUUGGGCCAAGCCUGAGCAGAGAUCAGCAUCGGCUGAAAGUGGCCGUGGUCACGGCGGCAACGCCAAACGACCAAACUAACGAGGCCGUGUCUACCAAUGAAGGGGACAGACUUGCAGCCGGCCGGGAAGGUGGCCGCCCCUGCAAAGGCCGAGGACGUGGCAAGGCGAAGACAAACACCACAUCUAGGCUCGGCCCGGCGCAGCAGCUCCAGCCCCAUGGUCCCAUUACGUUGGAUUUGAAGUCGGGAUAUCAUAAAAUCUCGAUCCGACUGAACGAUUGUUACAAAUCCACGUUCAAGACGUGGUAUGGGCAUUUUGAGUGGGUGGUCAUGCCUUUUGGCCUCACCAACGCCCCGACGACCUUUCAAACGGCAAUGACCAACGAGUUUCGUGCAAUGUUGGACCGGUUCUUGCUGGUCUUCUUAGACGAUAUUCUCGUCUAUAGCCAGUCAUUGGAGGAUCAUCUUGAGCACCUUCGACGAGUGUUGGAGACGCUCCGCCGUGCCAAGUACAAGGCCAACCGCGACAAGUGUGAAUUUGUCCGGCAAGAGCUGGAAUACUUGGGCCAUUUUGUCACACCGGAGGGCAUCAGUCCGCUAUCGGACAAGAUUCAAGCCAUCCAAGAGUGGUCGGAGCCACGGAACGUCACAAAUGUUCGUUCGUUCCUUGGCCUCGCCGGCUACUACCAGCGUUUUAUCAAGGGCUACUCGAAGAUUGCGGCCCACUUGACCAAGCUUCAAUGCGAGGAUCGGCCGUUUGACUUCGGAGAGGAUGCACGGGAAUCAUUUUUGGCUCUCAAAGCCGCAUUAUUAUCUGCGGAGGUCUUGCGCAUAUACGACCCGCUUUUGCCUACACGCGUCACUACGGAUGCGUCCGGCUAUGGCAUUGGUGCUGUCCUCGAGCAACACGAUGGCGUGGAUUGGCACCCGGUCGAGUAUUUCAGCAAGAAAAUGCCCGUCGUGCACUCCAUUGACAAUGCACGCAAGAAGGAGCUCCUCACCUUCGUCCACGCGCUCAAGCGGUGGCGGCGCUUCCUCCUUGGUCGAAGCCAACUCCGAUGGGUAACGGACAACAAUCCGUUGGUCUUUUACAAGACCCAAGACACCGUCAACAACACCAUCGCUCGAUGGAUGGCAUUCAUUCACCAGUUCGACUUCUUUCCCGAUCACAUUCCGGGGAAGUCGAACCGUUUUGCGGAUGCUCUUUCACGAUGUCCAGAUCAUUGUACCACGGUCUAUUCAACCUUCGAGUUCAACAACGACCUUCGGGACAACUUCAUCCACGGCUACCAAGCCGACCCCGAGUUUCGCGACAAGUACUCGAAUUGCUCCUCUCCUAAUCCGGCGCCUUCUCACUUCCAUAUCCAAGAGGGGUACUUGCUUGUCCACACACGGAGGAAGCCCCUUCUUUGCGUACCGAGUGACCCUCACUUGCGUACACGGCUUCUUGGCGAGUUCCACGAUGCUCCUGCCAACGGACACUUUGGAGUCAAUCGCACGACUGGCCGAUUCCGCAGGCGAUUUUGGUGGCCCGGCCUUCUCGGCGACAUCACACGCUAUUGCGAGUCAUGCGAGAUUUGUCGACGCUGCAAAUCCCGCAACCAUCGUCCAUACGGCGACUUGCGACCAUUACCGGUCCCCUUGCGGCGAAGGGAAGCGAUUGUCAUGGACAUUAACGGCUCGUUCCCCAAGCACAAGACCGACGUGGAUGGGAUUCUCACGGUGGUCGACCGACUCACCAAGUUUGCCAUGUUUUUGCCUUGUCGCUAUCAUGCCAAGGCACCGGAGUUGGCCGAGGUUCUUUGCGCCAGUUGGAUUCGAACCAAGGGUUACGCCAAGGAGAUCGUUUGCGACCACAACAUUCAGUUCAUGUUCGAUUUUUGGUUGGCGCUCAUCAAACGAUGGGGCUCAUCUCUCAAGCCAAGUUCGGCUCGCCACCCUCAAACCGAUGGCCAAACGGAGAGGGCGCAUCAAACAGCACAGGUUCUCCUCCGCACUCUUAUCCGCCUCCACCAGAAGGAUUGGGUUGAGAGGCUGUCGGAUGUCGAGUUAGCCUACAACUCGUCCAUCCACCUGGCUAUCGGGAUGUCGCCCUUCGAGUUCGAGCAUGACUCGCCGGUCACCUCGUCGUUGGACACAAUCAUUCCACGAACGGUCGAGAGCGACGACCAUCUUCUUUUCUUGCGUCGGAUGCAAGAGCUACUUGUCAAGGCACGCGACCAGAUAGCCAAGACGCAGCAACGCAUGAGCCAACAGGCCAAUCGCCAACGUCUUCCUUGCCCAUUCCGCGCCGGUGAUCUCGUUUGGGUUUCGGCCGCGGAAUUCAGCCUUGGACAAGAUAUCUCUAGCAAGCUCCUCCCGAAAUGGAUGGGGCCCUGGCUGAUCGUGGCACCCGCCGAGGUUGCACCUGAGGGACCUUCCUUCACCAUUCAGGUGCCCGCCCACUUGCCCGUCUACCCAGUCUUUCAUUGCUCCAAGUUGGCUCUUUACACGCCAGCGGAAUAUGACGAUUUUCUCGGGCGAGGUUCGCAAGACCCACCCUCUAUGGACGGUUUUCACGAGGUCGGCGACAUCAUCUCCCAGCGAUCGCUACGACAACAGGGCAACCGAGUACUUGGUACACUUUGCGUACUGCACUCGCAAAGCUGACCGUUGGUUGACCCGUGCGGAACUCCAAGCAACAGCUCC
This is a messenger RNA of Chara braunii, 2947 nucleotides long. The record is from the annotation of a GenBank genome assembly. NCBI's taxonomy places the organism in Eukaryota, Viridiplantae, Streptophyta, Charophyceae, Charales, Characeae.